This is a messenger RNA of Gigantopelta aegis, 577 nucleotides long. RefSeq names its product inactive serine protease 45-like. Lineage: Eukaryota; Metazoa; Mollusca; Gastropoda; Neomphalida; Peltospiridae. The record is from RefSeq and is a predicted model, not a curated record. The transcript has 2 exons. Bases 138 to 488 code for a protein of 116 amino acids.
UUUAUUGAUCUGUGCCUAAUUAUUAUAAUUUAUACCAAUGUAUUAUCCUUGGACGUAACGUAUGCAUGUUUUAUCUUUUACACAAAUGCUGCUUUUUAUAAAUACAAGCUGUAUUAAUAUUUUUAGUAUUUUGAUUUAUGGUUGGUGUUUUGUUUUUGUUGUUUUUAAAUUUGGUUUUGCUAGAUUCUCUGAAAAGAUCAAAACGUCUACGAACAACGUACGCCAAGUUUCUAGGACCGGAAGUGUGUGACGCCAUCUAUAAGUACGCAAGAAAUAACUUCCUUCCCACCAACACGGCGUGUGUUGAGUCCAUUAACAAGAGAGACAACCCUUGCUUGUAUGAUCAUGGCGGCAUGGUGGUGUGUUCCCGCAAUGGCAGGUGGAUUCUGCACGGCAUCAUAACGUUACCGAGCUGUUUCGACCAGCUUCCCAGUCUUGUCAUUGACAUCACCAGCCAGGCUAUCCAGGACUUCAUAAAGAAGGCCUGAACAUCUUCAGAAUCAUCCUGACCAAGUGCUGGAUCUCACUGUUAAUUAGACAGAUCGUGUGAAAGACAAGGUUUUAAUUGCUUAUUCCU